AUGGAAGACAACGAAGAUGACUUCUUUUCCGACGAUGGCUUCGAUGAUCUGCCGCCCGGCACCUUGUUCCAGCUGGAACAAGACGCGUAUCGCGCAACCCAGGCCCAGAAGCCCACCACACGAGAACCAAGUGUCGAAUUCAUAGACUCUCGUCCCGCUGUUGGUGACUACGUGUCUCGAUCAGCACAGCCUCAACAUGCAGACCGCGCCGUCCCUCCCAAUCCUACCUUACAGCCUCCCGCGCGUUUACACACCGGACUAACGAACGAUUAUAAUGCUUUGGAUGUGGGCGAAUUGGACGCAGAGGUCCUCAAUGAUGAGACCACCUCAACAAUUCCGCUGGAGCAGGAUAUGUCACUUUCGGGCUUGGUGGAUGACCCGUACAAUGGGCCAGCACACGUGGAACAAUACCAUCAUAUGCAGCAGGCGCCUGCUGAACGCAUGGAGGUCGAUGGAGAUCUUACCCAUCAUUCCGAUAUGCACGUGGUUCGCGAACUAUCGUACGAGGACGCCAUGGUCAUGCAAGAAGGACCUGUUGGGGGUGACGGUGGAAUUAGCGCCGAACAGACUGCCUGGGAGGACGAACACUACAAACAGCUGAUGGAAGAUCUCGCCGCCGCAAAAGCAAUGGCGGAAACGAAAGCCGGGGAGAUUGCCAUCAUCCGAUCCAACCAAGCCAAGCUCAUCGACAACUAUGACCGCCAACUGUCGGCACUGAGAAAGGCGAUCGCCGAGGAAGCCGCUCGCCAUAAGGAAGAGGUCGAGGCUGCGCGCGCAGAAGGCAAAAUGCUAGCGACAGAAAACGCUUUCCUCAGACAGGACUUGGCCGAAGAAUCCAUCCGGAACAACAAUUUGAAGAUGAAGGGGCGAGUCGAGGAAAAGGCACCACCUGUUACUCCGAAGAAAACGAGAGUCCUCCCAUUUCGCGACGGGUUCGACGAUGAUGAGAUUGUCGCAAUCUCCCCAAGUAAAUCUGCUCGGUCCAAGAAGAUCGCGUCCGUGAUACCUGGCAAAAGAAAGAGGAGAUCGAGUCAGGACAGCCUCACCCAACUGCAACUAAGUCCACAGGUCGAUCGUAUGAUGACCGAACCCGGUCCAGGAGACUUUUCCGACGACCUUAUGGUGGACAUGGCGCUCGAACAGCCUCCGCAGCAGAGCGAACUUCCAAAAGUAUCAAGUCCACUGUCGAUGAAACAUCUUCUGAACCAUCGAACAUUUCCUCACGAGGAGCGUGAUAUUGAGGUAAUGGCGCGCAUGGCAUUCCCAUCCGAACCACAGCGCAUGCUCUCCACGAUUCUCUUGGAAGAAACAGCAAGUCUCAAAGUCGGCAACUACAUAGUGGAGUACGCUCAAGUCAUAACCUCUCUAUGGUCUCGUGCCCUGCGAGAGAAGUUCUGGCAGCCAAUCCCCAUUUUCAUGUCAAUCUUCAGGUACAUGCUGGCACUCGAUGCGCCGAUCUCAGAUUUGAUCGAACAUCUAGUGCCAGUCUUACAGGCGUCAGGGGACGUCAACGGUGUCCCGCGGUUCAAGCAUUCUCCCGUAUCGCGGCAGAGUUGGCAGAUAAGACAAACACCCCAGUCUGAGCUGCAACCUCUCGUGGAUUCGACCGAAGCACUGGGCUUGCUCUAUCAGAUGGCAUGCCGAUGUCUCCAUGUCAGCCGAGACCUGGAGAACUUUUGGCGUCACAUACGCUACGACUUCAUCCUAAUGAUGCUAAACAGCGCACAGCGUGCGAAGGAUAUCACCCUAACACUCGGCUUGCUGUCAACCAGCAUCCGAGCCCAAUCGUUCGGUUCGAUCCAAGAUACAGAGCAAGACCAAAUCGCCAACGAGAACUACAUCGUUGACCGCGUCGCCAAUCUCCUGAGUGAGACGCUCCAGGUCGAUGAGGGCCAGCCUCCCUGCACGGCCUUUGAGGUCUGUGAAAUGCGACUGGAGGCCCUGUCCCUCCUGACGUCCAUCGCGUUCAACGUGAUGGUCCCUUCCAGCACACAUGGAAGCUCAGUCAUUGCAUCCCACCCCACGGCCCUCGCCCGGCUCAUCCGAGCCAUGCAUGACGAGUUGGAUGCGCUGUAUUCGUCAUCCCCUGAACAGGAUCAACAUGCAGCGUUGGUCAACGGGUUGAUGCGGCUAGUGCAUGGGGUGAUACAACGACACCAGGGCCAGAUCGACCUGCAGUCGAAACUCUGUCGAGUGCCAGGCGGAAAGCAGAAAUUCUUGGUGGUGUUCACUCGGCUAGCGUUCAGUGAAGGACUGGUGGUGGAAGCUGGAAUUGAGGAUGAAACCGUGGAGAUGGCGCAUGAGAUUCUAGACGAUGCGGUCAAUCCGCAGGAAGCCGAGGCACUGCAGGAGGCGUUUUCCAGUUCGAGUUCGAAAAGAGAGGAAUGA
Messenger RNA from Aspergillus terreus NIH2624, 2388 nucleotides. Its product is annotated as putative DNA repair protein Rad26. The transcript has a single exon. Lineage: Eukaryota; Fungi; Ascomycota; Eurotiomycetes; Eurotiales; Aspergillaceae. Bases 1 to 2388 code for a protein of 795 amino acids. The record is from RefSeq and is a predicted model, not a curated record.